UGUGCCUGUGCAUAUGCUUGAGUUUCUCACUGCGUAGGCCUUUAUCGUAUUUGUGUACUGUAACCUUAAAUUUCUACCACACGUGUUAAUUGCGACGAAAAUAUUUAGGCAUCAGCUCCAAAAGUAUUUGUUUAGCGGCAUAAGUUAAUAACAAAAGAUGGCUGAUAAAGAAGACGUCGAAAAAACCAUUGCUGAGGAUUUCGUCGUUACGAAGUACAAAAUGGCAGGAGAAAUUGUAAAUCGCGUUUUGAAACAAGUUUUGAACCUUUGUAUUCCAGGAGCCUCUGUGAGGAAAAUUUGCGAAUCUGGAGAUGAGCUCUUGGUUCAGGAAACUAACAAAGUAUUUAAAAAAGAAAAAGAUUUAAAGAAAGGAAUUGCAUUUCCCACGUGCAUAUCAGUAAAUAAUUGUAUAUGCCAUUUUUCUCCGAUAACAAGUGAACCUGACUUAAUUUUAAAAGAUGAAGAUGUUGUCAAAAUUGAUUUAGGGGCUCACAUCGACGGAUUUAUUGCAGUGGUAGCACAUACCAUUGUUGUAAAAGCUUCACAAAAACUAAAAAUUUGUGGACGGAAGGCUGAUGUCGUUUUAGCUGCAUUCUAUGCUUCGGAGGCAGCGUUGAGGCUUCUUAAACCUGGUAUUGAGACAUACUCAGUUACAGAUACUGUGGGAAAGAUUUGUGACGUAUUCAAGUGUAGACCAAUAGAGGGAAUGUUAAGCCAUCAACUGAAACAGUUUAAAAUCGACGGUGAUAAAACGAUAAUUCAAAAUCCUAAUGAUGCUCAAAAAAAAGAACAUGAGAAGUUUACACUGGAAAUGCACGAGGUCUAUGCAAUGGAUGUCUUAGUUAGUACUGGUGAAGGAGUAGGAAAAGAGCAAGAUACCAGAGUAACUAUUUAUAAAAAGACUGAAGAAAAUUAUCAACUAAAAUUAAAAGCAUCAAGAAUGUUUUACUCUGCAGUCUCACAUGAGCAUGGCUUGAUGCCAUUUAAUUUACGUAGUUUUGAGGAUGAAAAAAAAGCAAAAAUGGCUGUUGUCGAAUGUGUUAACCGUAGGCUAAUAGAACCUUUUCAG
Copidosoma floridanum is the source of this 1069-nucleotide messenger RNA. RefSeq names its product proliferation-associated protein 2G4. The record is from RefSeq and is a predicted model, not a curated record. NCBI's taxonomy places the organism in Eukaryota, Metazoa, Arthropoda, Insecta, Hymenoptera, Encyrtidae.